Molecule: messenger RNA, 1479 nt
Organism: Helianthus annuus (common sunflower)
Lineage: Eukaryota; Viridiplantae; Streptophyta; Magnoliopsida; Asterales; Asteraceae
Product: AP2/ERF and B3 domain-containing transcription factor RAV1
Exons: 2
Coding region: 173-1228 (351 amino acids)
Biological process (GO): regulation of DNA-templated transcription
Molecular function (GO): DNA binding; DNA-binding transcription factor activity
Source: RefSeq, a predicted model, not a curated record
GUACAUAUUAUACACACAAAUAUAUCAAGUAGGAUUUAUUAUAUAUGACAACAUGAAACUAAAAUACUAUUAUCAAUCACCCACAUGAACAUAUAAUAUCUCCCUAAUCCCUAUAUAUACACACCUCUUCUUUCACACCCAUUUCAUAACUCUUUCAUUUCUCUCUCUACAAAUGGAUACAAGUUGCACAGAUGAUCAAACCACAACCAGUGAAACCAUCUCCACCAUUGCACAACCGGUAACCACCACCACAACACCGCCGUUGGAGAUGAGCCUGCGCCGGGUUGGAAGCGGAGCCAGCGUGGUUUCUGACCCGGAAGUGGAAGCCUUGUCAAGGAAGCUACCGUCGUCGAGAUAUAAAGGCGUUGUUCCGCAACCGAAUGGCCGUUGGGGAGCUCAGAUUUAUGAGAAACAUCAAAGGGUAUGGCUUGGCACGUUUAACGACGAAGACGAAGCCGCGAAAGCGUACGACGUCGCAGUCCAACGCUUUCGCGGCCGAGACGCAGUAACAAACUUCAAGCAACUCGUCACCGACGACAACGCGGCUGCCUUUGAAGCAACUUUUUUAAACCGUCACUCAAAAUCCGAAAUAGUUGACAUGCUAAGAAAACACACAUACAAUGACGAGUUAGAACAAAGCAAAAGAACCAUCAACACACACAAAACCCUAUUUCAAACCGGGUUCAACCUUCCCGGACCGGGUUGCACCAUGCCACGCGAACACCUCUUCCAAAAAACCGUCACACCAAGCGACGUUGGCAAACUAAACCGGCUCGUGAUACCAAAACAACAUGCUGAAAAACACUUUCCGGUUCAAAAAGGCAUCAGUUCAAAGGGAGUUUUGUUACACUUCGAAGAUACCGAGUCAAAAGUUUGGCGAUUUCGGUAUUCAUAUUGGAAUAGUAGCCAGAGUUAUGUGUUAACCAAAGGGUGGAGCCGGUUUGUUAAAGAAAAGAACUUAAAAGCCGGUGAUAGCGUUAGCUUUCACAGCUCGACCGGACCGGAUAAGCAGUUUUACAUUCACUGGGAGUCAAAAACCGGGUCGGGUAAAGCAAACCCGGGUACCCAACCGGUCGAGUUGGUUGAACCGGUUCAGAUUUUACGGUUGUUUGGAGUUGAAAUAUCGAGUGUGAGUAGUUGUAGUAGCAAGAGAUCAAGUGGUGUAGAGAUGGAUUUAUUAUUAGGGUUCCAAAAUUGUAAGAAACAAAGAGUUAUUGAUGUUUUGUAGCAGUUUUUAAUUGUUCAGGGGUGGUUUUUGAAAAUAUUGUGCCGUACAUGUUUUGUUGUGAUCACGUGGGAUAAGGCUGGAAAGUGGUGGCAAUGAAGAGAUAAGGGUGCAAGUUGCAAAAGAUUAUUGUUUUAUGUAAUUAUUUUAGAGGACAAAGGUAUAUAUGGAUUGAGUUAUAAAGUAAUAUAUUUAAUAGUGGACAAAAAUAUAUAGAUCGUGUUCUAAAUGCAUAUUAUAGUCUUUGUUGUCAA